This is a messenger RNA of Physcomitrium patens, 3840 nucleotides long. Its product is annotated as beta-galactosidase 9. The record is from RefSeq and is a predicted model, not a curated record. Gene Ontology annotation, molecular function: carbohydrate binding; hydrolase activity, hydrolyzing O-glycosyl compounds. NCBI's taxonomy places the organism in Eukaryota, Viridiplantae, Streptophyta, Bryopsida, Funariales, Funariaceae. Gene Ontology annotation, biological process: carbohydrate metabolic process.
UGAUUAGAGGCAACAAAUUCCCUGAUCACAGCGUCGUGAAUAUUGCUCCCGUAGUGAAGCGGAACCGAUGUGAUCGCUAGGUCCCGCUGAUAUUCUCGGAAUAUUGUAAAUAAUAAGUCAUUUUUUAUUUGUAGAAUCUCGGCACAGGACUGGAAGAAAGCACUGAAAUCUAAGUUGUCAGAGUUCAGUUCGUGUUCAUGGGACCUAGCCGAGCUGAGUCGUUGCAAAUUGAUUCGAAGAGAAUGGCGUGUGUUAGAUGUGAUACACAAGAACCUCUACUGUGCACUGUCUUUUUUUUGUUUUCUUUUUUCUUUUUUCUCCAUUGUUGUUUGCUUGCAGAGUGGGAGAGAUAGGUUUAGGUGCCGAUGUGGACGCCGAUUCUGACUCUGUAACUUCGGAAGAAAGUAUUGCGCAUUUUCACAUCCAUACUGGAUAACUGAAUGCCCCUGCGCGUAGGGCCAUGUCAUCUGCUGUGAAAGGUGAGUCGGUGGGACACUGCCAGAAGAAUUGUGAUAGCAGGAGAAGAAGGUCGAAUUAUCCGCUUUCGAUGGGUAUAAAUUCGAAUGGGGUGCGAAUGAGUCUCUCACAGCAGCCUAAAGGACUUUCGUGGAGCCUUGCAGCUGAAUGCUGUUUUUUCGGUUUGAAGAAACCUCUCGCAAAGUCGUGGGAUCCAGGACUUUAAAAUGAUGCUGUAAACACUCGGAAAUUUAUCUUUUGUAAUCUGUAAUUCAAAUCUUGAAAAACUUUUCAAGAUUCGUUCAAAUUAUUUUGGUAUCGGGUUAUGUAAUGGCCAGCUUAGGCUAUUCUUUGCAAUUAUUAUUCUUACUAUUGAGCGUAACAGCGUUUACGACAAGAGCGUGUGUACGGAAGCCUGUCAAUGUGACUUACGAUCAGCGUGCAGUCUUGAUCGAUGGCGAGCGUCGUAUGCUCAUCUCCGCGGGCAUACACUACCCUCGUGCCACGCCUGAGAUGUGGCCAAGCAUAAUACAACAUGCCAAGGACGGAGGUGCAGAUGUGGUGCAAACUUAUGUCUUCUGGAAUGGCCAUGAGCCUGAGCAAGGCCAGUAUAACUUCGAGGGCAGAUAUGAUCUGGUCAAGUUUAUAAAGCUAGUGAAGCAAGCUGGACUCUACUUCCACCUCCGUAUCGGCCCGUACGUUUGCGCAGAAUGGAACUUCGGUGGAUUCCCGUAUUGGUUGAAAGAGAUUCCUGGAAUUGUGUUCCGUACCGACAACGAACCCUUCAAGGUUGCGAUGCAGGGGUUUACGAGCAAGAUUGUGAACUUAAUGAAGGAAAAUGAACUUUUUUCGUGGCAAGGAGGACCUAUUAUUAUGGCUCAGAUCGAGAACGAAUAUGGGGACAUUGAAUCGCAGUUUGGUGAUGGAGGAAAGCGAUAUGUUCAGUGGGCAGCCGACAUGGCUCUCAGCCUUGAUACACGUGUACCUUGGAUUAUGUGCAAACAGGAGGAUGCCCCUGCAAACAUCAUAAACACUUGUAAUGGGUUUUAUUGCGACGGGUGGAAGCCCAAUACCGCCUUAAAACCAAUUCUAUGGACGGAGGAUUGGAAUGGCUGGUUUCAAAAUUGGGGACAGGCUGCUCCUCACAGACCAGUAGAAGACAAUGCAUUUGCUGUUGCUCGAUUUUUUCAGCGCGGAGGAAGUUUUCAAAACUAUUACAUGUACUUCGGAGGCACCAACUUUGCUCGCACUGCUGGAGGACCAUUUAUGACGACGACAUACGAUUAUGAUGCUCCCAUUGAUGAAUAUGGACUAAUAAGACAACCAAAGUGGGGACACCUGAAAGAUCUUCACGCUGCUAUCAAGCUCUGCGAGCCUGCACUAACUGCCGUGGACACAGUACCUCAGUCCACUUGGAUUGGUUCGAAUCAAGAGGCACAUGAGUACUCAGCAAAUGGACAUUGUGCUGCUUUUCUUGCGAAUAUCGAUAGUGAAAAUAGUGUCACUGUACAAUUUCAAGGCGAGUCGUACGUGCUUCCAGCAUGGUCAGUCAGCAUCUUACCUGAUUGCAAGAAUGUCGCGUUCAACACGGCCCAGAUAGGAGCUCAGACGACUGUGACAAGAAUGAGAAUAGCUCCCUCAAAUUCAAGAGGUGAUAUUUUCUUGCCGUCCAACACGCUUGUGCAUGAUCAUAUCUCCGACGGCGGAGUGUUUGCAAAUCUGAAAUGGCAGGCAUCUGCGGAGCCAUUUGGCAUUAGAGGUUCUGGAACAACCGUUUCAAACAGCUUACUUGAACAACUUAAUAUUACCAAAGAUACCUCUGAUUACCUUUGGUAUUCAACCAGUAUCACGAUCACCAGCGAAGGUGUGACUUCAGAUGUGUCUGGCACGGAAGCAAAUCUAGUUCUCGGCACAAUGCGCGAUGCAGUACAUAUCUUCGUCAACGGAAAACUUGCAGGUAGUGCAAUGGGAUGGAAUAUUCAAGUGGUGCAACCCAUUACAUUGAAGGACGGGAAGAACAGUAUUGACUUACUAAGCAUGACUCUGGGAUUGCAGAAUUACGGUGCGUAUUUAGAGACUUGGGGUGCAGGAAUUCGAGGAUCCGUGUCAGUAACGGGAUUGCCAUACGGUAAUUUAAGCUUAUCGACAGCUGAGUGGUCAUAUCAGGUUGGACUUCGAGGAGAGGAGCUCAAACUUUUUCACAAUGGUACAGCAGACGGUUUUUCUUGGGAUUCAUCUUCGUUUACAAAUGCUUCUUACCUUACUUGGUACAAGACCACUUUUGACGCACCCGGAGGUACAGAUCCUGUUGCUCUGGACUUGGGGAGUAUGGGGAAAGGUCAAGCCUGGAUAAAUGGCCACCACCUGGGCCGUUAUUUUCUGAUGGUUGCCCCACAAUCUGGCUGCGAAACGUGUGACUACCGAGGCGCCUACAACACGAAUAAAUGCCGCACCAAUUGUGGAGAGCCCUCGCAACGCUGGUAUCAUAUUCCUCGUGCUUGGCUGCAAGCUACCGGGAACCUGUUAGUGCUCUUCGAGGAGAUUGGAGGUGAUAUUUCGAAAGUUUCUGUUGUCACACGAUCAGCUCAUGCAGUAUGUGCUCACAUUAAUGAGUCUCAACCUCCACCUAUUCGAACUUGGCGCCCUCAUCGUUCGAUAGACGCAUUCAAUAAUCCUGCGGAGAUGCUACUUGAGUGUGCAGCUGGCCAGCAUAUAACUAAAAUCAAAUUUGCAAGCUUUGGCAAUCCAAGAGGCUCUUGUGGUCACUUCCAACAUGGUACCUGCCACGCAAAUAAAAGCAUGGAGGCUGUGCGUAAGGUUUGCAUUGGCAAGCAACAGUGUUACAUACCUGUCCAAAGGAAGUUUUUUGGAUCUAUCGAUCCUUGCCCUGGUGUUUCCAAAAGUCUAGCUGUGCAGGUUCAUUGUUCUCCACAUAAGAGCCCGCAAGCUUCUCAUGAACCUGUGCAACCAACUUACCUUGACUACCAGUGGCAGCAACCUCUCGGAGCAUACGACAAUCCGAGCGAGAGAAAACCAUCACUUUUACCAGAAUCUUAUUGACCAAUCUAAUAACCUCCACAAAGGAAUCAAUCGUGUGUUACUGAAGCACAGGAUAGCAUUUAGUCUGGCAUAUUUUUGUUGGAAGUUGCGUAAUGAGCCACACUCUGAACAAGAGAGUCUUAUGCAACACAAACGGCACAUUCCAAGUGCUGGGUGGAUCCUUCUAACGAACUGUGAUCGUUCGUGCUUAAAGUUAAUUCAUGAGUAAUUAAUUGAUUGGAGGGCUUUUCUAGUUAUAUAAAUUGUUGUUGUUUUUAUUAUCAUUUGUUUCAUAUGGGUACUAAAUAUUAAUUUAUGGUUCUCAUUGGAGAUGCAUUUGAAUAA